AUGGGGCUAGGCAUUGACCACAAAACUGUUUUGAACCAUUUACACAAAGCUGGCUACAAAAAGAAGCUCGAUGUAUGGGUUCCUCAUGAGUUGAGCGCAAAAAACAUGAUAGACCGAAUUAACAUCUGCGAUGCGCUGCUGAAACGCAAUGAAAUCGAGCCAUUUCUGAAACGUGUCAUAACCGCCGUCACAAGCGUUCACGAAGCCAAGAUUGACGCCGAGAUUGAUUCUCAACUCUACUGUGAACAACUAGAAAGAUUACGCCAGGCAAUUGAAAGAAAAAGGCCCGAAUUGAUUAAUAGGAAAGAUGUUGUCUUCCAUCAUGACAACGCCCGACCACACACUUCUUUGAUGACCCGUCAAAAAUUGCGAGAGCUUGGUUGGGAAGUUUUGAUGCAUCCACCGUAUAGUCCAGACAUAGCACCCUCUGACUAUCACUUAUUCCGAUCUCUGCAGAACUUUCUCAAUGGAAUUAAGUUGCUUUCAAAAGAAGCCUGUGAAAACAACUUGAUUCAGUUUUUCAACCAGAAAUCACAGAAGUUCUUCACCGAUAGCAUCAUGGCUCUACCCGAAAAAUGGCGAAACAUUGUCGAUAAUAAUGGAACAUAUUUGGUUUAAAUAAAUUCAUUUUCACACUAC
Messenger RNA from Nylanderia fulva, 639 nucleotides. The record is from RefSeq and is a predicted model, not a curated record. NCBI's taxonomy places the organism in Eukaryota, Metazoa, Arthropoda, Insecta, Hymenoptera, Formicidae.